Guyanagaster necrorhizus is the source of this 1360-nucleotide messenger RNA. RefSeq lists its product as uncharacterized. Bases 110 to 1033 code for a protein of 307 amino acids. Lineage: Eukaryota; Fungi; Basidiomycota; Agaricomycetes; Agaricales; Physalacriaceae. The transcript is spliced from 5 exons. The record is from RefSeq and is a predicted model, not a curated record.
CCUCCUGGCCGUAAAGCCCUCCAGAUGCUCACUUCCCUUCCCCUCCUUUGAUAAUCGUCAUUUUACGUUUUUCUAUCGAUAAAAAACCAGUACCAAAGCAUUUAAAGUCAUGUUUUUCUAUAUACCCUUCGUUACUCUCGCCCUGUCCCUCGCUGCCCUCGCCGUUCCUCACGACAACAUUCACGCCCAUCGCCAUAAUGGCGUCGCUAAACGAGCUCGCGGAGACCUCAACACUUUUGUUAAGCGAUACGAUAACGCCAGAUGGACCUAUUAUGAUGUGGGGUUAGGUUCUUGUGGAUCCACGAGUGUCUCAACCGAUUACAUUGUCGCCCUCAAUUCCGAUCAAUAUGGGAGUGGGUAUCCUGGUCCUUACUGUUUCCAGACUAUUACCAUGACAUACGGUGGAAAGACGACGACUGCAACAAUUAUGGACGAAUGCCCCGGUUGUCCUUACGGAGGCUUGGAUUUGUCUCGUGGUCUCUUCGACUUCUUCGCCGAUGAAUCGGUUGGUGUCCUCUACGGGACGUGGACUUUCAACAGUGGCAAUUCAGGAACAUCUUCGAGCUCAUCAACCACUUAUGUGUAUACACCCACGACGACCAGUACCACUUCCCAGUGGACCCCCUCGACCACUAGCUCCAGUUCUCAGUGGACGCCAACGACCACUAGUACCACCUGGACCCCAACAACUACUUCAACGAGUUCCAUUUGGAGUUCGUCCAGCUCCAGCUCCAGUUCCACUUGGAGCCCAACAACAGCGUCUUCGUCUUCGACCUGGUCCUCCUCUUCCUCUUCCUCGUCUUCGGCAUCGUCGUCGUCGUCGUCGCCGUCGUCUUCUUCUUCUCACGAUUGGUCGUCAGCUUCUGCUUCCAGCACAUCGGUUUGGUCAACGUAUUCCAGCAAUAAUAUUGUUGUUCCAACCGGCACGGUUGAGGAGGGUACCAGUGACGAUCCACAGAUCCUAUCUUACAUCUAUCAGGUCGUGGUCAACGCGGCGGUCAUGGCGGUCCUGGGCGCCCAGGAUUUGCAGUAGAUGGAGUAAGGGGCCCCUUCUGACUCUAGCAGUCCCGAAGGAUGGCUUGGUUCCACCAUUAUUAUUAUUAUCAGCCUUUCAAACAUCGUUAUAUUCCCCGUUGAUCGUUUUGUGCUUGCUUGCGCUGCUGGAUACCCUUGAUUGUCAUGUUCAUUGAAUUAGCAUUUUUUUCGUCGAUAUAUCUUGACAUUUCUUACCUUGCAUCUUGCAGGACCUUGUUCUUCUAUCCAUGUGGGUUUAUUUAUGACAUAUAAGUAUAUCUUAACGUAUGUUCAUAAGACUGGCGCUUAUAAUAACAGUUUUGAAGUUGUUUGUGUGGCUGGCGGC